CACGUAGGUCUGGUAUCUGCAGCAGGAACACAGUACUGGUGGCUCAGAUGUGAUGUCUUUCAAAUACAAAAACACUCUGCGCCGAAACAGAGGUGGGCCUUACAAGACCAAACCUGCUACCGAUCUCACCAGGUGGCGUCUGACUAACGUAGAUGGACGUCAAACAUGGCGGUACAUACCAGAUGCAGAAGAGCCCGAGAGAAAACAGACGGCUCUAGAGAAACAUUCUCUUGGAUUAGACACUAGUGAUGUUGCCCCAGAUUUGCCCAGAGCCCACACAGCAAAGGAGGCUGCAUACAAUGGUAUCAAGUUUUAUUCCAAGCUCCAGGCGGAGGACGGCCACUGGGCAGGAGACUAUGGUGGCCCUCUCUUCCUAAUGCCAGGUCUGGUCAUUGUGUGCCAUAUAACUAGAACUCCCUUCACGCCAGAGCAAAAACUAGAGAUGAUACGCUAUCUGAGAUCAGUCCAGUGCCCAGAUGGAGGCUGGGGCCUUCACAUCGAGGGUCCUCCCACAGUGUUUGGCUGUGCUCUGAACUAUGUGGUGAUGAGACUGCUGGGAGUGGGUCCUGAAGACAGGGACCUGGUCAAGGCAAGACGCCUGCUGCAUAGAUUAGGUGGCGCCGCAGCCAUUCCGUCCUGGGGAAAGUUCUGGCUCGCUGUCAUGAAUUUAUAUAGUUGGGAAGGAAUGCACUCCUUGUUCCCCGAAAUGUGGUUAUUCCCAACUUGGAUUCCCAUACAUCCUUCGAAAUUAUGGUGUCACUGUCGCCAGGUGUACCUUCCAAUGGCCUACUGCUAUGGUGUGCGUCUCUCAGCUGAUGAAGAUGAUCUCAUCAGAGAGUUAAGAAAGGAGCUUUACACAGAGUCCUAUGAAAGCAUUCAGUGGUCAUCACAAAGGGACAAUGUGUCCAGUGCUGACCUCUAUACUCCACAUAGCUGGUUCCUAGACUUGGCAUAUUAUUUCUUAGAUUUUUAUGAGUCACACCAUAAUUCAUCAUGGAGGCAGGCCUCCUUACAUGAAUGUUAUACACACAUUUGUGCAGACGAUGAAUUCACCAAAGGGAUCAGCAUUGGACCUAUCUCCAAAGUCAUACAAAUGUUGAUACGGUGGUAUGUGGACGGCCCUAGCUCUGCUGCAUUCAAACAACACCAGGACAGAGUACAAGACUAUCUAUGGUUAGGACUAGAUGGAAUGAAGAUGACAGGCACCAAUGGCUCUCAGCUGUGGGAUACAGCUUUUGCUGUGCAAGCUUUUAUGGAGGCUGAAGCAUUUGAAUACCGAGAUUUCCAAAAUGGCUUGAACCAUGCUCACAAAUUUUUGAAAAAUACACAGAUAGAAGAAAAUCCUCCAGAAUAUCAGAAGAUUUAUAGACAUCAGAAUAAGGGGGGCUUCCCAUUCAGCACCAGGGACUGUGGCUGGAUAGUGACUGACUGCACUGCAGAGGGACUCAAGGGAGUCAUGCUGCUGCAGGAGAAGUGUGAUUUCCUCACGCAGACAGUCUCAGAGGAGAGGUUGUAUCAGGCUGUUGAUGUGCUACUUAGCAUGAAGAAUGCAGAUGGUGGAUUUGCCACUUAUGAAACCACAAGGGGUGGAAAGCUCCUAGAAUUACUUAAUCCCUCUGAAGUGUUUGGUGACAUCAUGAUAGACUAUACCUAUGUGGAAUGUACCUCUGCCUCUAUGCAGGCGUUAGAACACUUCACUUCCCAGUACCCAGCUUACAGAACUGAAGAGAUACGGCAAACAUUAGAAUCUGGCCUCCAGUAUGUGAAGAGUAAACAAAGGAAUGAUGGGUCAUGGGAAGGGUCAUGGGGAGUGUGUUUCACCUAUGGUACUUGGUUUGGUCUAGAGGCAUUUGCUGCAAUGGGAUACAGAUAUGAUACAGAAAAUGUUCCACCUGAAGUGAGAAAAGCGUGCAAUUUCCUCAUCUCCAAGCAGAUGGCAGAUGGGGGCUGGGGGGAGAACUUUGAGUCGUGUGAGCUCAGAGAGUACGUCCAGUCGGACACAUCACAGGUGGUCAACACGUGCUGGGCGUUGCUUGGACUCAUGGCAGUAAGAUACCCAGAUGUUGCUUUAAUAGAACAUGGUAUACGAGUAAUCAUGCAGCGGCAGCUGGACAAUGGUGACUGGCCACAGGAGAACAUCAGUGGUGUCUUCAACAAGUCCUGUGCUAUCAGCUACACCAGUUACCGCAAUGUGUUUCCAAUAUGGACUCUUGGGAGAUUUGCCAGAAAAUAUAAGAUGAGCUCAUUAGCAAAUUGACAAUGCUGGAUGCAAUAGGCUUUAUGAGUUCUUUUCAAAUUUAUUUAUUUAUUUAUUUGCUGUUAUUUUUAUUUUUUACUGUGCCCCUCUCAGAAUAUAAUGGUCCAUAUGGUCAUGUCUCUGAACUUAUUGGAAGAUAUUUCAAGUGAAGACACUUGGCAGUAUUAUUUUGGACUUUCAAGUGUACAGUAUCUCUGAAGUAUAAAGAAUAAAGUUAAGUGACAGUCUGGUAAACUCAACACGUGGUUGUUUUAAAUUGGAUCUGACGUCAU
Lingula anatina is the source of this 2529-nucleotide messenger RNA. Its product is annotated as lanosterol synthase-like. Gene Ontology annotation, biological process: cholesterol biosynthetic process; triterpenoid biosynthetic process. Gene Ontology annotation, cellular component: lipid droplet. The record is from RefSeq and is a predicted model, not a curated record. Gene Ontology annotation, molecular function: lanosterol synthase activity. Lineage: Eukaryota; Metazoa; Brachiopoda; Lingulata; Lingulida; Lingulidae.